Messenger RNA from Cyphomyrmex costatus, 2118 nucleotides. It is a transcript of the gene Uba2, whose product is annotated as Ubiquitin-like activating enzyme 2. Gene Ontology annotation, biological process: protein sumoylation. Gene Ontology annotation, cellular component: SUMO activating enzyme complex; cytoplasm. The record is from RefSeq and is a predicted model, not a curated record. The transcript is spliced from 8 exons. The coding region runs from base 35 to 2011 and encodes 658 amino acids. Lineage: Eukaryota; Metazoa; Arthropoda; Insecta; Hymenoptera; Formicidae. Gene Ontology annotation, molecular function: SUMO activating enzyme activity.
GUCGCUGUAAAGUAAAGUGAUUUCAGUUGGCAAAAUGGCAACAAGUGUAAAAGGUGUGUUUCAUGAGGAUUUACGCGAUGCGAUUUUACGUAGCAAAGUACUCGUCGUCGGCGCCGGCGGUAUCGGCUGCGAGGUCCUCAAAAAUCUGGUUAUGUCCGGAUUUGCCGAUAUUGAAAUUAUUGAUUUGGACACGAUUGAUGUCAGCAAUUUAAACAGGCAGUUCUUGUUUCAAAAGAAACAUGUUGGAAAAUCAAAAGCUAGUAUAGCAUGUGAAACGGCAUUGACAUUUAAUCCAGAUGUCAAAGUGAUACACUAUCAUGACAGUAUUACAUCAUCAGAAUUUGGUUUAACAUUUUUCAAAAGAUUCACAGUGGUUUUAAAUGCUCUUGACAAUAGAGCAGCUAGGAAUCAUGUGAAUCGUAUGUGCUUGGCAGCAGAUGUACCAUUGAUUGAAUCUGGUACCGCAGGUUAUGAAGGUCAAGUUGAACUCAUUAAAAAAGGCAUGAGUCAAUGCUACGAAUGUACGCCUAAAGCUGCGCAAAAGACCUAUCCUGGCUGUACCAUCCGCAACACACCCAGCGAACCCAUCCAUUGCAUUGUUUGGGCUAAACAUCUUUUCAAUCAAUUAUUUGGAGAAGAAGAUCCUGAUCAAGAUGUUUCCCCAGAUACUGCAGAUCCUGAAGCGGCUGAUACGGCAGGGAAAGAAGCUUUGCAAGCGAAAUCUAACGAUAAAGGCAAUAUCGACAGGAUUUCCACACGAACUUGGGCUCAAUCCUGCGACUACGACCCAGAAAAAUUGUUCACAAAGCUCUUUCACGAUGACAUCAAGUAUCUGUUGAGCAUGGACAAUUUGUGGAAAAAGCGCCGAUCUCCAACGCCAUUAAAAUGGAGGGAACUGCCAGAUGGAGUGGCUGGAUGCAGCAAAGAGAUCAAUCAGCCUGGGCUGAAGGAUCAGCAACGAUGGAGCAUUUCCAAGUGCGGCUCAAUUUUUGCAGAAUCAAUUAAAACUUUGAACCAAAUAUUGAAGUCUUCUCAAGAAAAAUCACCAGGCAAUCAUUUAGUUUGGGAUAAAGAUGACCAACAUGCUAUGGAUUUCGUUGCUGCGUGUGCCAAUAUUCGUGCACACAUCUUUGGAAUUCCUCAGAAAAGCAGAUUUGAUAUCAAAUCAAUGGCUGGCAACAUAAUUCCAGCAAUCGCUACCACCAAUGCUAUCAUCGCGGGCAUGGUGGUCCUCCAUGCCUUCCGAGUUCUUGAGAACAAUCUGCGAGCCUGCAGAUCUGUCUAUUUACGCUUGAAGAUGAAUCACCGCAAUCAACUGCUGGUUCCAGAAAAGUCAGUGAAUCCGCCUAAUCCACAGUGUUAUGUUUGCGCACCUACUCCACAGGCUACACUGGCAGUUGACACUUCCAGCAUGACUAUUAAAGAACUAGAGGAGCUGGUGCUCAAGAAUAGACUCAACAUGAUCGCCCCUGAUGUAAUGAUCGAUGGGACUGGUGCAGUCGUCAUUAGCAGCGAGGAAGGCGAAACGGAAGGCAAUAACGACAAAAAAUUGGAGGAGCUAGGAAUCAAGAAUGGAACGAUUCUCAAGGUCGACGACUUCCAGCAGAAUUAUUCGUUGACCGUUUUUAUAGUUUACCGGGAGAAACCUGGUCCAAAAGACGAUAGUCCACAAUUUUUAAUAUUGGCGGAUAAGAACGCGCUUCAACCAAAGGAAAACGAAGAAGAGAAAACGGAGAAGUCUUCCAGCUCUAACGGACAAAACGUGAUAGAAACAUCGGAGGUAGCUAAGAAGCGCAAAAAUAAUACCGAAGCAGAAGUUGUAGCUAAGAAACGUAAGAUAGAAGUUGAUAAUGGUGAUAAUAAUGGCGAUGAUAGUGACGAUAUCUGCAUUAUCAGUAACGACGACAUACCUCAUGAUAAUUUGACCGAACCGAAUAAAUUAAUGUUGAGGAAACGAAAGCUUUCCGAUGAUGGUGAUUGCUUGAUAGUAUGUGAUGAUGAUAACGAUUAACUCUGAAAGUAACAAACGGAAAAAAGGAAAUAAGAUUCGUUGGAAAGAACGAAAGAACUAAAAACAUUUGAAGUUCAAUUUGAAACGAAAAAUAAAGAGAUAGGAAA